UCGCGAACUUAAAGCGUCUUCCAGCCUUUUUCCUCCCACUUGUAGUGCAUGCCCUCCUGCGACGACUACAUCUCUGAUCAAGUUUUUUCGCUCCGAGGUUUCUGAAGCAAUUUCGAAUCGAACGUUGCAAGAUGUUCAUUUCGUCGGCUUUUCGCUUUUACAAGACGCCUGGUGCUUUCAGGAACGUUCGAGGAUUUGCGACGAUCUCCUCUUCACAUGUCCCCGCUGCUUUGCACCUAAAGACGGGACAGUCAUUCAUGGGGAAGUCGUUCGGUGCCCCCAUCAGCAUUUUCGGCGAGACCGUGUUCUCGACAUCCAUCACUUCCUAUACCGAAUCCAUGACCGAUCCCUCGUAUCGGCAUCAGAUUCUGGUUUUCACAACACCAAUGAUUGGGAAUUAUGGAGUCCCUAAAAACGAGGCUCCGUACGAAGCUCCGGAUGUGGGGGUUGUUUUGGAGUCACAGGGCGUCCAAUGUGCCGCUGUUGUCAUUCAGGAUCUUGCUGAUCAGUUCUCGCACUACCAAGCGGCAGAAUCGUUAGAUGACUGGUGCAAGAAGCACAAUGUGCCUGGCAUCACCGGUGUGGACACUCGCGCCAUCACUACGCUCCUCCGUGAUCAGGGUACGACUCUUGGACGAGUUGCUGUUGGCAAUGACGCAUUUUUACCCCCUCCCACCGAGUCUGAGUACUGGGAUCCCACUACACAGAACCUCGUUGCUCAAGUUUCCACGAGAGAACCUUACACUUUCAACCCUGGUGGAUCCGUGAAGAUUGCAGUUCUGGACUUCGGCUCCAAAGCCAACAUUCUGCGAUCCCUGGUGAAGCGAGAUGCGUCCGUCACGGUUCUCCCUUGGGAUUUCGAUUUCAACACUGUUCGAGACCACUUUGAUGGUUUAUUCCUGACCAAUGGCCCCGGAGACCCAACGCACUGCAUGGGGGCUGUCAUGAACGUGCGCAGGACAUUGAAAGAAUGGCACAAACCGGUUUUCGGAUUAAAAGCGUAUCGCAUGCGGUUUGGAAAUCGUGGUCAUAACCAACCUGUGUUGGCGCUGGCUAGUUCCGGGUCUAUCAAGGCUGGUAGGGUUUACGUGACGAGUCAGAACCACCAAUACGCUCUUGAACUUACGGAUCCGUUCCCUUCGGGAUGGGAACCGUUCUUUAUCAAUUGCAAUGACUCAUCUGUUGAGGGCAUCAAAUCCACGAUCUCUUCUGGCAAGCGUGUCUGGGGUGUUCAGUUUCAUCCCGAGAGCGCUGGUGGCCCGCUCGACACCAUUGAGAUGUUCACUGACUUCAUCGAUGAGUGUAAGGAGGUGAAGAAGUCUUCUUUCACAUCUCAAGAGCCUUUUAUGCCCGCCAUACCCAAGGAAAUGUUGCGCACUCCUAUUGCUGCUACUGCUUGAUGACCAAAAGUAGCUUCAUCAUUUCAACAAAAUGUACUUAAUGUGUGUCUCGAAAAUAGUCGUGUUUUGACAACU
Cantharellus anzutake is the source of this 1475-nucleotide messenger RNA. Its product is annotated as carbamoyl-phosphate synthase small chain, CPSase domain-containing protein. Gene Ontology annotation, molecular function: carbamoyl-phosphate synthase (glutamine-hydrolyzing) activity. Lineage: Eukaryota; Fungi; Basidiomycota; Agaricomycetes; Cantharellales; Hydnaceae. Gene Ontology annotation, biological process: L-arginine biosynthetic process; 'de novo' pyrimidine nucleobase biosynthetic process; L-glutamine metabolic process. Gene Ontology annotation, cellular component: carbamoyl-phosphate synthase complex; cytoplasm. The coding region runs from base 132 to 1400 and encodes 422 amino acids. The transcript is spliced from 5 exons. The record is from RefSeq and is a predicted model, not a curated record.